This is a messenger RNA of Coccinella septempunctata (seven-spotted ladybird), 528 nucleotides long. Its product is annotated as ejaculatory bulb-specific protein 3-like. The transcript is spliced from 2 exons. The record is from RefSeq and is a predicted model, not a curated record. Bases 39 to 434 code for a protein of 131 amino acids. NCBI's taxonomy places the organism in Eukaryota, Metazoa, Arthropoda, Insecta, Coleoptera, Coccinellidae.
GUUAUUCCAUCAGACCAUUCCUCAAGCAAACCUGCAAGAUGAAACUUCUCUAUUUGUGCGUAUUUGCAGCUGUUGCAACAACUGCCUACUGUGAUCUGAAAGAUGUGGAUCGUAUUUUGGCAAAAAUCGAUUUUGAGGCAGUGCGAAGUAGUGGACGUCUUCUACAGAAUAUGUUCAACUGUUUCAUCGAUGGCGUGAAGUGUACUCCAGAUGCUUUCGAGUUGAAAAAAUUCUUCCCUGAAAUGUUAUCAACGUGUUGUGCGGAAUGCACAGAGAAUUUGUUGGCCGAAACCAAACGAAUGGCAGAUUUUCUUUACGAGAAUAAGCCUGAAUAUGGUAGGAAGACCUUAGAGAAAUACGACCCAGAAGGAAAGUAUAUUGCAAAAUGUGGCGAAAUCUUGAAAUCUAAAGGAAUAGAUCUAACCAGAUUCUGAACGUUGAGUAGUCAACUGCUGUCUAUGAAGUUUCCAAAUGAAUCCUCAGUUAUUUGAUAAGUGAUGUAAAAUUCGUUAUUUUCUGAAUACAUUG